AUGAAGUACCAACGCCUCACCUCUCUGGGAGUGACUGCUUUGAGCGCAGCAGCCUCAGUGUCUGCUGUCCCUUUCGUCCAGCGAGAGGCUGUCUCCCAGUGUCCUUCUGGCUACUCCAUGAGUGUCUAUUACAUUACUGUUGCUGCCGAACCGACGCCUUCCUCGACUUCAUCGGUAGGCUUGACCACGACUCUGUACUCUACUUCUACAGUCACUCUGUAUUCGAUUGUUCACCCAGAGACACCAGCUCAGAUCAUCACAUCUUCAUCUGCUCAAAGCACUGUUGAUGUAACAUCGAGCGUUGUCUCAGAGGCAUCUCCUGUAUACACAAGCUCUUCUACAGUUGAGACUGCCUCGACCACUACCACACAAGCACCUACUAUCGUGCCGUCUCCUGAGACUGGGACUACUCUCACUACUGCUGCCCCAACCACAACCUCUUCUUCUGAGCCCCAGCCUACAAGCACAUCUAUGACAUCCACCAUUGUGCCCCCAGCUGAACCCUCGACUACUACUUCAUCCACUAUCACCCCUGCUGCUGCUCCCACGACAUCGUCUGAGUCGCAGCCGACAAGCUCGAGCACCAGCACGAGCACUGUUGCGACCACAACAUCUUCUGCCUCUAGCUCUUCCCAAACUUCUAGCGUCUCAGGAGAAGCCACAUACUAUGAAGGCGAUGUCUCUGCUGGAACCUGCUCGUUCAGCGGCUACACCCUCCCCUCCAACGUCUUCGGUACUGCACUCUCAGUAGACCAAUGGGACACCGCUGCAUCAUGCGGCGCAUGUGUCUCCAUUACAGGACCGAGCGGAAACUCCAUCAAAGCCAUGAUCGUCGACCAAUGCCCCUCAUGCGACUCCAACCACUUCGACCUCUUCCAAGACGCCUUCUCCGAACUAGCCGAGAUCUCUACCGGCGUCAUCGACAUCGACUGGUCCUACGUCUCCUGCGACAUCGACUCCCCCCUCACCCUCAAGAACAAAGACGGUACCUCCGAGUACUGGUUCGCCAUGCAGGUCGUCAACGCCAAUGAACCCGUCACAUCGCUGGAGGUCAGCACAGAUGGCGGUAGUACCUGGCAAUCUACCACUAGGACGUACUACAACUACUUCGAGCAGAGCUCUGGGUUCGGAACUGAUACUGUUGAUGUGAGGGUUACCGGAAAGUCUGGGAAGACUGUUACGGUGGAGAAUGUUAGUUGUGCUUCUGAGUCUUCUGUAACGGCUUCGUCGAACUUGUAG
Messenger RNA from Aspergillus wentii DTO 134E9, 1239 nucleotides. RefSeq names its product putative extracellular cellulase CelA/allergen Asp F7-like. Bases 1 to 1239 code for a protein of 412 amino acids. The transcript has 2 exons. Lineage: Eukaryota; Fungi; Ascomycota; Eurotiomycetes; Eurotiales; Aspergillaceae. The record is from RefSeq and is a predicted model, not a curated record.